AAAUUCAACAUUCUCUGAGGAUCACUCAGAAACAACAUACCCACCGAAGGUCAGCUGCAUAAAGGGUCUUGUGGAACAAUAUCUGAAAUUUGGGCAGAAAGCAAACAAUAAGGAUUACCAGCAGAAGCACUUCAGCAAUGAGAUGGACGCUGUAACAAAGAAAAACAAGCGCGAUGGAACAGAAGUCACAGAGAGACUUAUUACUGAAACGGUUACCACCAGGCUGACAUCUCUUCCUCCAAAAGGAGGUGGUAGCAGCGGGCUCAAGUCAACAGCUUAUAGUGGAGGGAGCGGCGUGGAAAAGAGGACCUACACCCACGGCAGCAGUUAUGUCACAGCCGGUGGAAAUGCUAGAACAAAUUCCUCUUCCUCCUACAAGCAAGCCACUACUCCUUGCUCUACUCUUCCCAAAUCACCUGGCUCAACCUUUGAACGAAAAACAUAUGCCACCCGCCAUGCAGCAUACGAAGGGAGCUCCAGUGCAAAUUCUUCUCCAGAGUUUCCAAGAAAAGAUUUUGGUUCCUCUGCUACCAGGGGGAGAAGCCAAACCCGAGAGAGUGAAAUCCGAGUGAGGCUGCAGAGUGCUUCUCCAUCAACCAGGUGGACGGAAUUGGAUGAUGUUAAGCGACUACUUCGGGGAAGUCGAUCAGCUAGUGCCAGCCCAACACGGUCUCCAUCAAGCACCCUCCCUAUACCAAAGAAAGCUGUUGUGGAAACCAAGAUGGUGACAGAGAGCACCCAAUCAGUGUCAGGGACGUACGACACAACCAUCUUGAAUGCUGCCCUCCCAUCGUACAUGUGGUCCUCCACCCUGCCUGCAGGGUCAUCUCUCGGCGGCUACCACAACAACAUGGCCCAAAGCUCAUCAUUGAUCAACACGGCAGCCCAUUCGACUGGAUCAGUGUUUGGAGUCCCAAACAACUUGGCUCCCAGUUCCCCCUCUCUGAAUGCUGGCCUCAGUACUUCUUCUACAGUAUUUGGUGUUCAAAACAACCUGGCUCCAGGCACUCUUGGUGUCAGCAACAGUGCAACCUCCACAGCAUAUGGAGUAAAGAAAAAUACUGUGCAGAGCUCUGGCGUGACUAGUACAGGGGUGUCCACCUCGUCUACAACUGCUGCCACAAUGGGCUCUCAGAAUGAUGACAUCCUGCGCAAAGACUGCAAGUUUCUGCUCCUAGAGAAAGAGAACGUCACUCCCAAGAAAGAGAUGGAGCUGUUGAUCAUGACCAAGGACAGUGGGAAAAUUUUUAGUGCAUCCAGCACUGGACUUAGCAAAGGCUGUUAUACAGAAGACACGCUAAAGAAGGACAAGCAGGCGAUUGCUGCUUCUUACGCUGGAGAUUCCCACCUGAAAUCUGAAACAAAUGGAGGAUUAAAAUCUGUUUCAACAAAGGACAAGGCCACCUAUGCAGAAAUCGAAGGUGAUAAUGGAUGUGGGGGGGCAGGCGCCGCUCCUGCCUGGUGCCCUUGUGCCUCCUGUUGUAGCUGGUGGAAGUGGCUCCUGGGUUUGCUCCUGGCCUGGCUGCUUCUCCUUGGCCUACUUUUUGGCCUUAUCGCUCUGGCGGAGGAAGUAAGGAAGCUGAGGUCCCGCGUGGAGAGCCUUGAAUCCCGUGCCAGCUACUGGCAAAUUAAUCCUGUUGGCAGUGAACAAGAGGUGCACAUUAGCAAAGAUGGGCAGUCUUCCAAACUUGGAGCAAGACUGAGUGACAUGAAUGAAUAUCAGCUGUGGGCAUUAAUGAAGACCAGGCUAGAUUCGGAAGUAAAUCAAGGUUAUUUACGAGGACAAAAAGGUGAUAUGGGACUAAAAGGAGACCAAGGGCUCCCUGGCAUACCAGGUGCUCCGGGUCUGCAAGGUCACCCUGGGUCUGAUGGGCAGAAAGGACAAAAAGGCAGCAUGGGUGAAGUUGGCAUGGAAGGUCCCAUGGGACAAAGAGGACGUGAGGGGCCCCCAGGACCUCGUGGGGAGCCUGGCCAAACAGGAUCUGGAGAGAAAGGUCCUGCUGGCGAGCCAGGACCUCAAGGUCCACCGGGUAGCCCAGGUUUUAAAGGUUCAAUGGGUUCACCAGGUCCACAUGGUCCUCCAGGUCCUCCUGGACUUCAAGGAUUUAGAGGUGAAGCAGGUGCACCAGGUGUUAAAGGUGAACGAGGAGCCAUGGGAACACCUGGGCCCAAAGGUGAUCAAGGGGAGAAAGGACCCCGUGGUCUUACAGGUGAACCAGGCUCCAGAGGGCUGCCUGGGCCUACAGGCGAACCAGGAUCUAAAGGAUCAGCAGGUCCACCUGGCCCAGAUGGACACCAAGGAACCAGAGGGGAGCAAGGACUUAUGGGAAUACCAGGCCCACGAGGCCCACCUGGACCUGCUGGAGAUGCAGGACAGCCAGGUCUCACAGGACCUCAAGGACCACCAGGACUCACAGGCAAUCCAGGCCGACCAGGAUCUAAAGGUGAACCUGGAGCACCAGGCCGGGUUACCAGUUCAGACGGUGGAUCAACAAUUGCUCUCCCCGGACCUCCAGGACCACCAGGGGCUGUUGGACCCCCAGGCCCACCUGGUGUCCCAGGUCCUGUUGGCCCAGCUGGUCUUCCUGGAGCUCAAGGUCCUCGUGGUGAGAGAGGCAUCGCAGGUGAAAGCACCAUCGUGGAAACUGUCAGACCAGACGUUGCUGCUGUUGAAGCAAUGCAAAACAUGCAAGGAAAACCAGGGCCCCCUGGACCCCCUGGCCCACCAGGACCACCAGGUGCUUCAAUUGAGGGUCCACCAGGACCCCGUGGGCCAGCAGGGGAAGGCCUACCAGGCCCACCAGGAAGACCAGGAUCCUUUGUGCCCACAUCUGAAACAUACUUUGCUGGCCCACCAGGUCCACCUGGUCCUCCAGGUCCAAAGGGAGAUCAAGGUUCGCCUGGCCCACGAGGAUUCACAGGUGAACCAGGUCAGCCAGGUCUCCCAGGAUCCUCUGUACAUGCAGGUGCUGGAGUCGCUGUCCAAGGACCACAGGGGCCACCUGGACCCAAAGGAGACAAAGGUGAUGCAGGUGUACCAGGAGCCCCAGGCAUCCCUGGAGGAGCUGGAUCAAGAACUUCUCAGGGCCCUCCGGGUCCCCCAGGCCCUCCUGGACCUCCAGGCCUAGGAAUUGGCUCAGUGCAAGAAAUUCGGCAGUACGUUGCCGAGUACCUCCAGAGUGACAGCAUAGGCCGUUAUCUGAUAGGCCCACAAGGCCCACCCGGUCCUCCAGGGCCCCCAGGAAUCACCAUUGGUGGCGAAUCUUUGGACUAUGCCGAAUUGGCUCGCCGUGUUAUGAACUACAUGUCCGCUUCCGGUUCCUCGUCUGGGAUGUCCUCCUCUUCCAUCUAUUCUUCAGCGACGUUUUCUUAUGAAGAUCUUCUGGCCAUGCUGCAGAGAGAAGAAAUUCGUUCAUAUCUCAUUGGACCCCAGGGUCCCCCAGGUCCCCCUGGGCUGCCUGGACUGGGAGGAGAUGGCUUAUCUCUGUCACUGGACUAUGAUGAAUUGACAAGACGAGUUAUCAGCUAUAUGACAAGCUCAGGAAUUAGCAUUGGGCUUCCUGGCCCUCCAGGUCCUCCGGGUUUGCCUGGAACAACUUAUGGAGAUGUCAUAGCUUUGCUCCAAGCCUCAGAGUUUAGUGGCAUAGUUGGGCCACCUGGUCCCCCAGGCCCACCAGGAAAUUCUCUUUCCACCCUCACUGCAGAGGAAUUCGCUGCAUACCUACGAAGUGUGGGAUACUCAUCACUUUCUGGACCCCCUGGACCACCAGGACCUCCAGGCCCCCAAGGACCACCUGGCUUUGGAGGAACCGGCCUUCUCUCCGAUGGUGAUAGCAUUUGGACUGACCAGUUCAGGAGUGAAUUGAUCCAGUACCUUACCAGUGAUGAUGUACGUAGCUUCAUCAGAGGACCUCCUGGGCCUCCAGGACCACCUGGUCCAGGAACAGAUGGCAACUUCAUGAGUGAAUCUUACAGAGGAUCCCUAAAUUCAGAAAGAUCAUAUGGCGGGUCCAGGAGCUCUGGCCUAUCUUAUGAUGCAUCACUAGCCACAGGAGGAUCAUACAGCAGUUCAUUGGGAAGCAAUGGAGAAUACGGUGCAUCGCUUGGAGCAGAUGGGUCUUAUGGUGGAUCACAUGGAGCAGGUGGAUCUUACGCUGGAUCACUCGGAGCAGAUGGGUCUUAUGGUGGAUCACUUGGAGCAGAUGGGUCUUAUGGUGGAUCACUUGGAGCAGAUGGGUCUUAUGGUGGAUCACAUGGAGCAGGGGGAUCUCAUGCUGGAUCACAUGGAGCAGGGGGAUCUCAUGCUGGAUCACUCGGAGCAGAUGGAUCUUAUGCUGGAUCACGUGGAGCAGGUGGAUCACUUGGAGUGGGUGCAGGAGGAUCCUAUAGUAGUUCAUUUGCUGGGUCACUGGAUUACAAUGAGUUGGCAGCCAGAGUAUCAGAAAACAUGCAGAGCCGAGGGCUCCUCCAGGACAUGAUGACUUACGCUGUGCAAGGACUACCUGGACCUCCAGGGCCUCCUGGCAUCCCAGGCAUCAGCAGGGUGUUUGCAUCCUAUGGCAAUAUCACUGCAGACCUCAUGGAUUUCUUCAGAACUUAUGGAACUAUUCCAGGACCACCUGGACAGAAAGGAGAGAUGGGAUUCCCAGGACCCAAAGGUGAUAUUGGACCAAUGGGCCCACCAGGCCGCCAAGGCCCAAGAGGACCAAGAGGUGAAAAGGGCGAGAAAGGUGAACAAGUAUACGUUGGCCGAAGGAAAAGGAGAAGCAUAGGAGUUUAAUCUAAGAACAUAAAGUCGGGCAGAGGCUUCCUCAAAUGUUUAUGGUUGCUUUUUGAUCCCAGUAGAGAUAAAGCCCCAAUUUCCAGUGACUUCCAGCAAGUGACCACCUACCUGCCACUAAUACUUGAUAUUUUGGGAAAGAAUGAUUUUCUUAGCAUGUUAUCUUAUGUCUAGGAUUUGGGUGGCUUCCAGUAGUACAUACUGAACUAAUCACUCAUUUGUUUGUUGUUACCACAUAUGGAUUGGAACUGGGUAUAACCUUCAUCUAAGCCUGAGGAUUUUAUAUCAGCAUAACUCCUGAAGUUUAAAUUACUAUCCAGGACACACCGAGCUCCAUUUCUCCAGAUGAGGAUUAGAAUGAGAAGUCUUCAGUAGAAACUUAACCAAAAAUAAAAGGAUUGGAUUCAGGGGUUCUGUGGUUUGAAGUAAUAGAAGGGUUAUGCGAAACGACCAAGGAUUUGGAUUAAAGAAGAGCAGGCUAAACCAAAUAUGAUAAUACUCAAAUAUAUGCCAGCAGGCUAGAUAACCAUAGGCUAUCCUUUUUUUUAAAAAAAAAAUCCUUUUAAUCUCUAUUAUUAAUUGCAUUGUAAAAAUGUGAAGGACUUUGGGGCUAUUAGUAUUUAAGCACUUUUGUUAGAACUGUGUUUUUUAAAAAAGUUUGCUGUGGUUUUUAUUACAUUAAAGGUGCCAUUUUAAUAUAAAGCUUCCCAAUUAGAGCUUGUUUACACUCUGGUCUCAUUUUAGUGGGAACCAGACACUAAAGUAUUACAAUGGACAGACAUAGUUAGGGGUAUGUCUAAGCAGACAAUUAGCAUGUAUUAAAUGCAAUAGCACAUUCUUAUAUUGAGCUCAGUAUUUGUGCUUUCAACAGCGAGCAAUUUGAUUUAUAACCAUUUCCCCACUGCUGCUUGUUUACAGUGAGCAUCUCCUAAGGUGGCUGCUGUCUUUAAUGCACAUAUACAAUGCUAAUUUCUCAUAGACUUGUAUGCACUAAGGGGAAUACAGACAACAGGCGUGUGUCCUUGCAACGAGGCUUAAUUUUACAUGGCCUAAAUCAGAUCAACUUAACAUGUUGCUAAUUUUGCAUGAUAUGAAUUCUC
Molecule: messenger RNA, 5880 nt
Organism: Elgaria multicarinata webbii
Lineage: Eukaryota; Metazoa; Chordata; Lepidosauria; Squamata; Anguidae
Gene: COL17A1
Product: collagen type XVII alpha 1 chain
Exons: 57
Coding region: 143-4780 (1545 amino acids)
Biological process (GO): extracellular matrix organization
Molecular function (GO): extracellular matrix structural constituent conferring tensile strength
Source: RefSeq, a predicted model, not a curated record